AUGUAUACGGGUCUCUUUGUAGGCCAGCCGCCGCCAUCCAUCCCUGUGCUCAAUGCGUGGCUCGACGACCACAACGUCCAACGCGUCGACGGCGUUGAGAUUGCACCCAUGGCUAGCGGCUCCGGACUACGGCUGGUGGCGACUCGCGACCUCGAUGUCGGCGAGACGAUCUGCAAGAUUCCCAAGUCUGCCCUCUUAUCGACACGAACUAGCCCGCUGCCGAUGCUCUCUCGACCGUCCAGCACGACGACAUCGCACACCAUUCUCGGCCUGGCCCUGGCGCUCCUCCACGAGCUCCGACUCGGGGUAGACUCUGAUUUUUGGGGCUACAUACAGUCUUUGCCGCGAGAGGCUGUUCCCAUCCCGACUUUGUGGCCCUUGGAGGACGCUGGGUCCGACGCACAGCUCGCCAUCCCGUGGCUGCGGGGCACGGAGGCCGAGCGCGAUCUCAGGCGGCGCGAGCGCGAAGGUGUGGGACUGGUUCACUUGCGCGCAUUCUACGACGCGGCCCUGCCCCACCUCCCACCAACACGGCUGCACGCUGAGCCCUCGCCCUUUGAUGCGUUUGCCUACGCCUUUUCUUUGGUCAGCACACGCGCGUUCGUCGUCGACCUGUAUCACAUGGUCGCGCUGUGCCCGUUUGCCGACAUUCUCAACCACUCGGCCAACAGCCAUACCUCGUUGGCGAGCGAUGAUUUCGUGUGUCACAAGUGCGGGCAGCUCUCGAGCUGUGACCAUGACGUGCUGGGUCCCAACGACUUGCCUGCUCGACUGGAGCAUGUGAGCCCCGCCGAGGUUGAGCGUAUCGAGCACGAGCCCGACACCGUCGACAUGUACGUCGAAUGGGGCGUCCCCGCCGGCCGCGAGGUGAUGAACUCGUACGGCGAGAAGAUUGGCGAGGCUCGUUUGCUCGUCGAGUGGGGAUUCGUGCCGGGCUCGCGACCGGCCCCUCUUGAUUCUGAGGACGAAGAGGACGCCGACAACCAGGACCUCGAAGACGAUGCGGAUGAGCACUUUGCCGGCGACGGCGUGACAUGGGACAUUGACGAGGUUGUGGACGAAUCGCUCGCGCUUGAGUGGAUCGAGAGGGAGGAAGGCGACCCCGAGGCCCUCCUGCUCUUCCCUCUCGACGCGUCCACUCCGACGACUGCAGAGGGCUUCGCGGACGACAGCGCACUCAUCUGUGCUCCCUCGGACCGCGAGGGCGUGUACCACCUCAACUAUGCCGGUCAAGUCUCGCUGCGUAUCUUUGGCGCACUCCACCUCGCCGAGACAAAGCGAUUGGGUGACACCAACUCCACUUUAGUCUCAGAUAUCAACCACCUAGAGGCGGCGUGGGAGCAUAUCCAGAACAGCGUAGAUGUGCCCACCCUCGCACCGACGUUACUGGCCACUGCCAAGGCCAUGAGGGCGCUCAUCGCCGACCGCCUCGACGGUAUGAACCGUCCCAAGCUCAGCGUUGGGGACUUGUACGAUUUGAGAGAGGACCUUGCUCCUGAUGCCGACCUCCAGGCCAUGGCACUGACAAUUGUCAUUAAUGAGGUAGCGCUCCUCCGCUCGGCUCUCGAGCGAUGGGAUGAUCUGCUCCAGUUUGCGGGCGACAAGGACGACGACGACGAGUAG
This is a messenger RNA of Apiotrichum porosum, 1623 nucleotides long. RefSeq lists its product as uncharacterized. The coding region runs from base 1 to 1623 and encodes 540 amino acids. Gene Ontology annotation, biological process: peptidyl-lysine monomethylation. The record is from RefSeq and is a predicted model, not a curated record. The transcript is spliced from 4 exons. Gene Ontology annotation, molecular function: protein binding; protein-lysine N-methyltransferase activity. NCBI's taxonomy places the organism in Eukaryota, Fungi, Basidiomycota, Tremellomycetes, Trichosporonales, Trichosporonaceae.